GUUAUAUAAAAGGUGUUCGUUUCAUUGACGUUUUAGUUUUGAACAUUACCGUGACAGAAGCAGUUAUGUGUUACAAUAUGCUGAAAAUUUUAAUUUUUUAUAUGCUCAUUAUAUAUAAAAAUAUUAACGCUGCUGUAGCCAUAUAUCCACCUGAAGAGAAACCCGAAGCAUUUAAGGACGAAAAAGGCUGUUACCUUUCUUCUCUAAAACGUUUAUUAGAUGUGGACGUACCAUAUUCACCACAAGAUGGCGUUAGUUGUGUGGAAUAUCUUUGCAAGGAGAGUGGUGACACCUAUCUUUUUACUUGUGGAAGCUUAGCUGCCGGGAAUGGACGUGAAGUGGUUGCUGGCAAUAAGACUUUGCCUUAUCCGGAAUGUUGUGAUUCAAUUGAAUGUGACGACGAAGUUGAAAGCAAUAAUUGUUAGCAACAAGUGAAUAAACCAUUGUUUAUACUAUAAAAGGUAUAAAUAUUAUCUUAAUAAAUUAAUUCUUCAACGCUUUUACAAUAUAACCUUAAUAAUGAUACAAUUUUUUACACUAUAAUAAAUUAUAAUUCAAAAAAUUAGUAUCAUUAAAUAAACGUCCUACGCACUAUCUACCCAGCCAUUAUAUUAAGAAUAUCGCAUAGUUUUUGUCUGUAUUCUCUAUGGCCUUAAUGUCUUUUGGUACUUAUCACUGAAUCAGAAUUCUAUGUUACAUUGAAUAUGGUCUAUUUUACUUUGGAGAUAUCAUUUUGG
Messenger RNA from Danaus plexippus (monarch butterfly), 737 nucleotides. RefSeq lists its product as uncharacterized. The coding region runs from base 66 to 425 and encodes 119 amino acids. The record is from RefSeq and is a predicted model, not a curated record. NCBI's taxonomy places the organism in Eukaryota, Metazoa, Arthropoda, Insecta, Lepidoptera, Nymphalidae. The transcript is spliced from 3 exons.